Messenger RNA from Neltuma alba, 1351 nucleotides. Its product is annotated as triacylglycerol lipase 2-like. Gene Ontology annotation, biological process: lipid metabolic process. Gene Ontology annotation, molecular function: hydrolase activity, acting on ester bonds. Lineage: Eukaryota; Viridiplantae; Streptophyta; Magnoliopsida; Fabales; Fabaceae. The coding region runs from base 7 to 1236 and encodes 409 amino acids. The record is from RefSeq and is a predicted model, not a curated record. The transcript has 9 exons.
CAGAGCAUGGCCGAGACUUCGCUCGCAAUAAUCAUUGUCAUUAUUCUCUUUUCUGGGUUAUCUCUUGGAGAAACAACACGAACAGAAUUGGUAUCAGCUAUCACUACUUCUGCAAUGGAGAUAGCGCCCAGAGAUGGUGUCUGCUCAUCAAUGGUGAAGACGCAGGGCUAUCCUUGUGAAGAACACUUGGUGACAACUCGAGAUGGUUAUGUUCUAAACAUGCAGAGAAUUCCAGUGGGGCAAUCAGGGGGGUCAAUGAGAAAUAGGCCACCAGUUCUGCUACAGCACGGGCUUUUCAUGGAUGCUAUAACAUGGCUAUUGUUACCUCCAAGCCGUUCUUUGGCAUUCCUGUUAGCAGACAAUGGGUUUGAUGUAUGGCUUUCUAACACUCGUGGAACCAAGUAUAGCCGUCAACACACAUCACUGGCCACGAAUGGCUCGGGUUAUUGGGAUUGGUCAUGGGAUGAGUUAGUUGCUUAUGAUCUUCCAGCAACAAUCCAGUAUGUUCGUCAUUUAACAAGACAAAAAUUGCACUAUAUUGGACACUCACAGGGGACUUUAAUUGCACUGGCUGCUUUUUCUAAGUUUAAGUUGUCGAACAUGUUGAGGUCAGCCGCCUUGCUUAGUCCCAUUGCCUAUGUCAAUCAGAUGACAUCGCCACUGGCUAGAAACGCAGCUGAAAACUUUAUUGCAGAGUCUUUGUACAAAUUGGGAGUAUUUGAAUUUAAUCUGAGAGGGGAUGCUGUUAUAAAGUUUCUUGAGGACCUGUGCAAGAAGCCAGGCAUUGACUGCACCAACUUGUUAACAUCUUUCACAGGUCCCAACUGUUGUGUAAACCGUUCAAUUGUAAACAUUUUCCUGGAACAUGAACCUCAAUCAACAGCAACAAAGAACACGAUUCAUCUGUCUCAGAUGAUCAGACAAGGAACCAUAGCAAUGUAUGAUUAUGAGAACAAAGUUGAGAAUAUUAAACACUAUGGACAGCCCUUGCCUCCGGUGUAUGACAUAUCAAGAAUUCCAAAUGACCUCCCUCUCUUCAUCAGUUAUGGCGGGGCCGAUGCUCUUUCUGAUGUGAAGGAUGUACGACGCCUUCUGGAAAUCCUUGAUGGUCAUCAUCAAGAUAAGCUUGUAGUGCAGUACAGGGAUGAUUAUGCUCAUGCAGAUUAUGUUAUGGGUCACAAUGCCAAACAAGAUAUAUAUGAUCCUCUUAUGUCUUUCUUUAAAAUGACGUCCUGAAUAGGAUGCUCUAUACAAACACUUCAGGAGGUUCCCUCUCUGUCUCAUAGAGCUGAAAAACACAGCAGACUUUGUAGUAUGAUUACACAAAAGAUACUGAUAUCAUUUAUAAGAA